Camellia sinensis is the source of this 2220-nucleotide messenger RNA. Lineage: Eukaryota; Viridiplantae; Streptophyta; Magnoliopsida; Ericales; Theaceae. The record is from RefSeq and is a predicted model, not a curated record.
AUGCAUAGAUAUGGGGCUGUACCAUCAAGUUAUCAUCAGUGUGUUAAGGCUAAAUGGGGAAAGAAGACGGUGACAAUUCAGGCUACAGAAAGGCCGUUCGAGAUCCAUGAAGCUUAUUAUUCUGAUGCCAUCUACUUCACAAGACUGGCUGUCGAAGAAGUUCCCCCCACCUCUAAGCCUCGAGGGGUCAAAAUUCCUCGUUGGGAGGAUAUCAAAGAUGACAAGGAGCCGAUGGCAGAGUCAAUCACCGACUCCGAGUCAAAAGAAGAGCAUCCUGACAAUGAUAUAGUAAUAAAACCUGAAGUGGCUCCAGAAUGCAUGCAAGAUGGGCCGAAGCCUCAGCCUGAACAACUUAUCGAAGUAGACUUGAGUGAUGGACAAGAUGCACCGAGGCCGGUAUUCGUAAGUUCGAGCCUUAGCCCAGAGAAGCGGGAACAGUUGUUAAAGUUGAUAAGCCGAUACUCAGAUGUGUUUGCUUGGUCAUAUAAGGAAAUGCCCGGACUAGAUCCUGACCUAGUCUCCCACUAUCUUGAUGUGUUCCCAAACUCCAAGCCAAUUAAGCAAGCUGCUCGAAAAUAUCAUCCAGAUCUCGAAGAGAAGAUUAAGGAGGAGAUUGAAAAACUUCAACAGGCUGAUUAUGUUGAUGAUCUAGUGGUGAAAUCCAAGAAAGAAGAAGACCAUCUCCGAGACCUUGAGAAGGUAUUCAAGAGGUGCCAGAAAUUCAAAAUGAGGAUGAAUCCUCUCAAAUGUGCUUUCGGGUGGACGGCCGGGAAGUUCCUCGGGUUUCUUGUACAUAGGCAUGGUAUCGAGGCAGAUGAAGACAAGGUCAAAUCUAUCAGAGUAAUGCCUUCCUCGUAUUCUCAGAAGGAGUUAAAGAAGUUCCUCGGGAAGGUGUCUUAUAUUCGGAGGUUUAUCCCAGCACUUGCAGAGAUCUCUGCCCCUUUCGGUUCAUUGUUAAAAGGAGAUGCCAAGUUCGAGUGGAACCAGGAGCACCAAAAGGCCUUCGAGAGAAUCAAGGCGGCCUUGACCUCGCCUCAGACCAUGAUAGCCCCGCAGUCCGGGGUGCCCCUAAUGUUGUACUUAACUUCAACCUCCAAGCCCAUAGGGGCAUUAUUGGUCCAAGAUGUAGACGAAGCAGAACGCCCGGUGUAUUACAUCAGCCAGAAGAUUCGAGGAGCAGAAGUUCGAUAUACUCCGAUAGAGAGACAUUGCUUAGCUUUGGUAUUCAUCGCCCAAAAGAUCAGACAUUACUUCUUAGCACGUCAGAUUCAGAUUGUUACUAGGAGUGAUCCAAACCGAUACCUCAUCAGCAGGCCUGCUAUAACCGGGAAGGUGGCAAGAUGGUUGUUAGCACUGGGUGAAUUCGAGAUCACAUGUAUAGCCCCGAAGGCGAUUAAAAACCAAGCCUUAGCUGACCUCCUUGCUCAAAUUCCAAGUGGUGACUAUGAACCAGUGAAUGAAGAAGUAAGAGGAGAGGUGCAUGCAGCUAUGGCUUCCGAGGAAAACUUUUGGACAUUGACCUUUGACGGAGCAGCAGCCGGAGGUAAAGGAGGAACCGGGAUAGUCCUUACAAGAAAAAGUGGGGAAAAGUUAUAUUUGUCUUAUAAACUGGAUUUCCAUUGUUCGAAUAAUGAAGCUGAGUAUGAGACUCUUAUGUUAGGCUUGAUAGCAGCUGAGAAGCACAGUAUCAAGAAGAUUCGGAUUCGGGGGGACUCAAAGUCGAUAGUGAAGCAAGUUUCAGGACAGUUCGUCUUAAAGGAGCCUGCCUUGGCCACAUAUCAAACAACAGUCCAAAGGCUUCUUGACAAAUUCCAGAAGGUCGAAAUAGAGCAUGUGCCUCGUUCCGACAACAAGUUUUCAGACGCCCUCGCUAUAUUAGGGGCAGGAGUUGAUACCCCAGAGGAGGAGGCGACAAUUAUUAUCAAGAAGAGAAUAGAGCCUUCGAUAAUACCUGAAGACAAAGGCCUUCCGGAGGACUGGAGAGGAGAAGUCCUCGAACAACUCAAAAGCAAAGUUGGAAAAUUGACUAUGGCCAAGCUUGCCCAAUUCAUAAUUAUUCAAGGUGAACUUUACUUUCGAGGAGGUACCGGAUUCCUAGCCCGGUGUGUUGGCCAACAAGAAGCAAGUUUCCGACUACAACAGAUUCAUGAAAAAUCCUGCGGGGAUGGGGAUAUCAGUCUGUACAGAAAGAUCCAAAGACAUGGCUAUGAUGGUAUAUGA